Messenger RNA from Ascoidea rubescens DSM 1968, 1428 nucleotides. RefSeq names its product putative Xaa-Pro dipeptidase. Gene Ontology annotation, molecular function: manganese ion binding; metalloaminopeptidase activity. Lineage: Eukaryota; Fungi; Ascomycota; Saccharomycetes; Ascoideales; Ascoideaceae. The transcript has a single exon. Bases 1 to 1428 code for a protein of 475 amino acids. The record is from RefSeq and is a predicted model, not a curated record.
AUGUCGAGUCCAGAAGAAUUGACAUACAGAAAAUACCCUGCUAAGCUUCAUUGCGAGAAUGUGAAAAAAAAUUUAUUAUCGAAAACGAGCCUUGAUCCAUCAACGAUUGUUAUAUUUUUAAGUGGUGAAGGCUCAAAAUUAUAUCCCCAUUCUGAUCAAGAACAAGUAUUUAGACAAGAUAGAGAUUUUUUCUAUUUAUCUGGGUGCAAUAUUCCUAAUUCCCAUCUAAUUUACGACGUUCAAUCCUCAAAAUUAUCUUUGUUUUUGCCCAAUAUCGAUAAUGACGAUGUUAUGUGGUCUGGUAUGCCCUUGCUACCUGAACAGGCUUUACAGAAAUUUGAUGUUGACGACGUUCAUUACACAAACAAACUAUAUGAUUAUUUUCAUAAUUUAAACAAAAAUCAUAAAAUAGCUAUCACUAAUUAUAGAUCUGAGUGGAAUAACCCUUACAAGUACUUUUUCUUAAAGCAAUCUGAUGAUGAUCUAAAUUAUGCCUUAUCUGAAUCAAGAUUGAUCAAAGAUGAUUAUGAAAUCUCCUUGAUGAAAAUUGCUGCAAAAAUCACCGACAACUCUCAUUUAGCUGUGAUGUCUGCUUUACCAAUUGAAAAAAAUGAAACUCAUAUUCACGCAGAGUUCAUUUAUCACUCAAUUAGACAAGGCUCAAAAUUUCAAGCUUACGAUCCAAUAUGUUGCUCUGGUCCAAAUUGUGGCACUUUACAUUAUAUUAAAAACGACGAUACUUUAUCCAACAAAAAUUCAGUUUUAAUUGAUGCCGGUGCUGAAUGGCAAAAUUACGCUGCUGAUGUUACAAGAUGUUUCCCAAUUAAUGGAAUAUGGUCAAAAGAACAUCGUCAAAUUUAUGAUAUCGUUUUGAAAAUGCAAAAAACUGUUUUAAAACAAAUAAAACCUGGUGUAUUAUGGGACGAUUUACACCUAUUAGCUCAUAGAGUAUUGAUUGAUAGUUUCUUAAAAUUGGGUAUAUUCAAAAAAAAAUUCUCUUCUCAAGAAAUUUUUGAUUCAAAUGCCUCAGUUUGUUUUUUUCCUCAUGGCCUAGGUCAUUUAUUAGGUCUUUCUACUCAUGAUGUAGGUGGCAAUCCCAACUAUCAGGAUCCUGACCCAAAAUUACGUUAUUUAAGAUUACGAAGAAAAUUGCUAGCUGGAAUGGUAGUGACUGAUGAACCAGGGAUUUACUUUUCUCCAUUUUUAAUUGAUAAUGCUCUAAAAGAUGAAAAAAUCGCGCAGAAAAUUGAUCAGUCUGUUCUAGAAAAUUAUUAUUAUAUUGGUGGUGUAAGAAUUGAAGACGAUAUCUUAGUCACAGAAAAUGGCCAUGAAAAUUUAACAGGAAUUACAAGUGAUCCCGAUGAAAUUUCCAAAAUCGUCACAGAUGGCAUCAAUAAAGGUAGAGAUCAUUUUCAUUGCAUUGUCUAG